This is a messenger RNA of Limanda limanda (common dab), 1077 nucleotides long. RefSeq names its product interleukin-15-like. The coding region runs from base 151 to 756 and encodes 201 amino acids. Gene Ontology annotation, molecular function: cytokine receptor binding; cytokine activity. Lineage: Eukaryota; Metazoa; Chordata; Actinopteri; Pleuronectiformes; Pleuronectidae. The record is from RefSeq and is a predicted model, not a curated record. Gene Ontology annotation, biological process: positive regulation of tyrosine phosphorylation of STAT protein; positive regulation of cytokine production; neutrophil activation. The transcript is spliced from 7 exons. Gene Ontology annotation, cellular component: extracellular region.
CACACACACACACACACUCACAAAUACACACACGCACACACUCAUGUGCUAGUGGAACCGGACUCAGGUCAAUGAGGCAGAGCAGCUUUAUAAACGCCAGUGAAAUGCAAACAUGUGAACCGUCGCUCCGCUGCACACAAGACCGACUUCAUGACGAGGCUCCCGGUGAACUGCGUCCAGCUCUCAUGCCCCGGAGACCAGCGAGCGGUUUGGGGCGAUCACCUCUGGUUACCGGCCUGGUCUGAGGUUUGUCAAGGAGCGGUUGAGUGGCUGAUCUCAGGAACAGGAAGCCAGUGUAGGAGGCGCAACAUGGGUCUCUCCUGUUUCCUGAGUCAGCAGAAAAGUGUCCAGUUCCAGUUUCACAGCUCUCUUUGGUUUCUAGUUCUCAGCUUCCUGAGUCUUUCCUCGUGUGCUGUUGAGGAUACAACAGAUUUACGGAUGUGCAUAACUAAUCUAAGAAACACCAUUGAGAAAUCCGAUGCGAUGUUGUACUCUCCAUCCAUCGAUGACAUUGAAGAGAACUGUGAAAAUGUGUCGCUCAAAUGUUACAUGUUGGAGUUGGAAAUGGUCCUUGAUGAAGAAGAGGUUUACGACGGUAAUGCAAGUUGCAUCCUUGCGUUCAAAGAACGUCUCGAUUCCAACUCUCACACUGGCGGCUGUCCACCAUGUGAAGCCUACUCGCUUCAAAAUAUCACAAUAUUCCUGGACCGACUAAUUACCUUGUUGGAAAAAUUGACUGCACGAGGGAAUCAUUAAUAUGGUGCGAGUACUAUAAGCUGCAUUUGUGUAUUUGUAUAUAAUGUGUUUUAUAUGAGAAUUGUGUGUUUGUUUUGCAUUACUUAUGUGAAAUGUAUGUGAAAACCGUUGUGAAUGUAAAGAGCGACAGAGCUACACUGCAGGUUAUUUUGUACAGAUGAAGUUCCAUCAGUAGCAUGCAGUUGCAGAUUAUAAUGUAUAUAUACAGAAGCUCAUCGCUCAACACUACUGAAUGUAAUAAUACACAAGAUCCGCCCAAUGAACUCCAGUAUCGCAACCUUUUCCAAUAUCUGUUUACUCAAGUAAAUACUAUCCUACCUU